This is a messenger RNA of Jaculus jaculus (lesser Egyptian jerboa), 1199 nucleotides long. RefSeq names its product apolipoprotein E (gene Apoe). Lineage: Eukaryota; Metazoa; Chordata; Mammalia; Rodentia; Dipodidae. The transcript has 4 exons. Gene Ontology annotation, cellular component: extracellular region; intermediate-density lipoprotein particle. The coding region runs from base 143 to 1093 and encodes 316 amino acids. Gene Ontology annotation, biological process: cholesterol catabolic process; lipid transport; positive regulation of nitric-oxide synthase activity. Gene Ontology annotation, molecular function: lipid binding; low-density lipoprotein particle receptor binding; very-low-density lipoprotein particle receptor binding. The record is from RefSeq and is a predicted model, not a curated record.
GCCCGCCCUAGCCUUGGGGAGGGGGCGGAGCAGGGGGAGCCUUAUAACUGGUACGAGUUUGGGAUCCUGGAACCCUGCUCAGCCUCGGGAGGCGAAGCUCUCUGUACCUUGGGAAGCUGACUGGCCAAUCGCAGGCCGGAAGAUGAAGGUUCUGUGGGCCACGCUGCUGGUCACCUUACUGGCAGGAUGCCUGGCGGAGGUAGAGCCAGAACUGGACGCCGAGUUGACAAAUCGGGUGGGAUGGCAGGGCAGCCAGCCCUGGGAGCAGGCCUUGGGCCGUUUCUGGGAUUACCUGCGCUGGGUGCAGACGCUGUCUGACCAGGUGCAAGAGGAGCUGAUGACCACACAGAUCACCCAGGAACUGACGGUGCUGAUGGACGAGACCAUGAAGGAGGUGAAAGCCUACAAGGCGGAGCUGGAUAGCCAGUUGGGCCCCAUGGCGGAGGAGACUCGGGCCCGGCUGGCCAAGGAGGUGCAGGCGGCGCAGGCUCGGCUGAGCGGGGACAUGGAGGACGUGCGCAAUCGGCUGACCCAGUACCGCAGCGAGGUGCAGACCAUGCUGGGCCAGAGCACCGAGGAGCUGCGGGCUCGCUUCGCCACGCACCUGCGCAAGCUGCGCAAGCGCCUGAUGCGCGACUGGGAGGAUCUGCAGAAGCGCCUGGCCGUGUACCGGGCCGGGGCGCGCGAGGGCGCCGAGCGCGGGGUGGGUGCCAUCCGCGAGCGCCUGGGCCCCCUGGUGGAACAGGCCCGCGUGCGGACCUCCACUCUGGGCACCGAGGCCGGUCAGCCCCUGCGCGAACGUGCCCAGGCCUUGGGAGAACGGCUGCGAGGGCGAUUCGAGGAGAUGGGCACCCAGGCCCGAGACCGCCUGGAGGAGGUGCGGGAACAGGUGGAGGAGGUGCGCGCCAAGGUGGAGGAGCAGGCCCAGCUGGUGCGCCUGCAGGCCGAGGCCUUCCAGGCCCGCCUCAAGGGCUGGUUCGAACCCCUGGUGGAAGAUAUGCAACGCCAGUGGGCCAGCCUGGUGGAAAAGAUACAAGCCACCGUGAAGGCCAACCCCACCACCACCGCCGUGCCGCCCGUGGAGAGUGACUGAGUGCCCCCCACUUUCCCCCCCCCCCGCUGCGCCCUGCCCCCCCCCCAACACCACACUGGCCUCCUGGUGGUCUUCACGAAAUAAAGGUUUGCCAAGCUUCUCAGCA